AUGGCCACCCUUGCGCCGCCUCCCAGUAAACGGCAAAAGAUCGCUGCAGAGGAGAGAGCAGAGAGGGCACUUGAGGAAUCGAAAAUCCCCGACAACUUGGGCAGUGUGAGAGUGCAAUUUGUCGACCAGAGCACGGGAAAGUCAACGGGACCUGUGGUCGCGGUCCCUGUGAAAGAUGCCACUGUCAAAAACCUCGAGACGCUGUUGAAUACCAUACAAGGCAAUGAUCCCGCCGAACGACUGCCCUACCGCUUCUUCUUCCAGAACGAUCGACUCUCGACAACGCAAGAAGUUGCGAAUGCCAUUGUCGAUGUGCAGACUGACUUGUACAACUCCGUCCUCAAGCCCGGCUUCAAGACUACCGAAGACAAUAUCAUCCUCCAGUUCACUCCUCAGGCUGUAUUCCGCGUCCGCGCUGUUUCAAGAUGUUCCGCGUCAAUAGCAGGGCACGGUGAAGCCAUCCUCGCGACUGCAUUCUCGCCGGAGACAUCUUCCAGAAUGGCCACCGGUAGUGGGGACAAUACUGCUCGAAUAUGGGACUGCGAUACGGGGACCCCAUUACACACUUUGAAGGGACACACGAGCUGGGUGCUUGCGGUUUCAUGGUCUCCCGACGGCAAAAUCCUUGCUACUGGAAGCAUGGACAACACCGUGCGACUGUGGGAUCCAAAGACAGGAGAACCUCUGGGCGGGCCAAUGAAGGCACACACGAAAUGGAUCACAAGCCUGUCAUGGGAACCAUACCACAACCAGGCACCGGGUAAACCUCGAUUGGCAUCGGCCUCGAAGGAUGGCACAGUCAGAAUCUGGGACAUACCGCUACGCCGCAUCGAGCAGACCCUUUCCGGGCACAAGGGAUCGGUGACUUGUGUGCGAUGGGGCGGGCUUCAUCGAGUCUUCACCGCCUCUCAGGACAAAACGAUCAAAGUAUGGAACUCGCGGACGUGGAAUUGUUUACACACAUUAUCCUCGCACACCCACUGGGUCAACCACCUCUCUCUCUCCACCGACUUCGCCCUCCGAACAUCUUACCACGACCACACGGGUAAGCCCCCAUCGUCAACGGAAGAAAAAGUUGCCAAGGCGAAGAAGCGAUUCGAAGAAGCGGCCCGUCAGGAAGGGAAGCUGGUGGAAAGACUCAUCUCGGCAUCUGACGACAACACCAUCUUCCUGUGGGAACCGUCUUCCUUUGACCCGGAUUCAAAAGCCACUCCCAAGCCCAUUGCGCGCUUAUUGGGCCACCAAAAGCAAGUCCUCCACGUGUCCUUUUCCCCCGACGGCCACUACAUUGCGUCAGCGAGCUUCGACAACAGCGUCAAACUGUGGAACAGUCGAGAUGGCAAGUUCAUCUGCACCUUGCGGGGUCACGUGGGAUCUGUGUACAUGUGUGCGUGGUCGAGUGACAGUCGGUUGUUGGCAAGUUCGAGCAAAGACACUACCGUGAAAGUGUGGGAUGUGAAGACGGGAAAGUUGAAGAUGGACCUGCCGGGACACAAGGACGAAGUGUUUGCUUUGGAUUGGUCGGUGGAUGGCGCCUGUGUGGCCAGCGGUGGGAAGGAUAAGCUUGUCAAGCUGUGGAAGCAUUGA
Messenger RNA from Fonsecaea multimorphosa CBS 102226, 1587 nucleotides. RefSeq lists its product as uncharacterized. Gene Ontology annotation, cellular component: nucleolus. Gene Ontology annotation, molecular function: protein binding. NCBI's taxonomy places the organism in Eukaryota, Fungi, Ascomycota, Eurotiomycetes, Chaetothyriales, Herpotrichiellaceae. The coding region runs from base 1 to 1587 and encodes 528 amino acids. Gene Ontology annotation, biological process: ribosomal large subunit assembly. The transcript is spliced from 2 exons. The record is from RefSeq and is a predicted model, not a curated record.